Medioppia subpectinata is the source of this 366-nucleotide messenger RNA. NCBI's taxonomy places the organism in Eukaryota, Metazoa, Arthropoda, Arachnida, Sarcoptiformes, Oppiidae. The record is from the annotation of a GenBank genome assembly.
AUGCCGGGUCGGAUGCAUUCAUUGAUGGAGAAAGCUUCGGAGAUUAUGGGUAGACAGCCGUUGAAAGGAAAUCAUUCGACCAUGCUGGGAAUAGCUCACACAAGAUGGGCAACUCAUGGCGAAGCAUCUGAAAGAAAUGCUCAUCCUGUUACAAGUGAUGAAUCAGGAAGCUUUUUUGUGGUGCAUAAUGGAAUAGUGUCCAACUAUAUUACACUUAAGACUGGACUAUUGGGAGAAUCUUAUACAUUUGAAACAGACACAGAUACUGAGGUAAUCAGUAAAUUAGCAUUGAAGUUAUACAAUGAAAAUUCCAGCAUUUCCCUGUUGGAAAUUGCCAGGAAAAUUGAGGAUCUGGUGCUCCAUUGA